Molecule: messenger RNA, 2141 nt
Organism: Sabethes cyaneus
Lineage: Eukaryota; Metazoa; Arthropoda; Insecta; Diptera; Culicidae
Exons: 3
Coding region: 228-2141 (637 amino acids)
Biological process (GO): positive regulation of neuron differentiation; negative regulation of Notch signaling pathway
Cellular component (GO): nucleus
Molecular function (GO): DNA binding; transcription corepressor activity
Source: RefSeq, a predicted model, not a curated record
AAGUAAAAAGGUACAUCCUCGCCGAUAUAAGUUUAAUUUGGUUGAUAAUUUGUAGUUUUCUAAAAUACUUCAUGCUGCGCAGUUGGUUCAAAUCAGGAUUUGAUAUAGUUCGUUCAAUGGGAUUUUAGUGCAGUUUAAGUGAAAAUAUUUGUGCAGUGAAAAGGAUUUCCAAUUGCCUAGAGUGCAGCGGUCAAGCGAGUGUCACACAGAACAGCUGGUAAUACGAUAUGGCAACUGUGCAAAACAGCAAGGUGGCUGCGCAGUACAAUCAGCACUAUAUUCCUAGCAAUAACAGUGCGAUACCUGGAGUAAUUACAAUUGGGCCAGGCGCUCUACACCCGGACAAUCAAUACCAAACCAUAACCCAAAUACCUCAGGAGCGACGACCUGUUCCGUCGAAACCGGUUAUUUUAAAUCGCUCAAUUAAUAGUCCAUCGGUUGUCGAAAAUCAGUUGAUUCCAACUUUUUCCGAAAUUGAAACGGAAAAACCUAUCCCCAAAGUAACACAGCAGUCAAAUUUACUGCUGCUGGUCGAAUGGGAAAUGCCUCCUGGCGAACCUAAUGCCUACUCCGUUAUCAAUGCGUCGGAGCUGGUGUUGUGCAGCCAGGGUUCAACUCGGGAAACCAUUCAUACAGGAAAAACCAUCUAUGUCAAAAGGGGCAAGAAGCUACUGCAAGCAACUGUUGUCAUCAUUUCCGACGACAAACAAUUUAUUGAAACUGAACUGAAGCAGCUUCGAAAAAUGGCGGCUGAAAAUCUAUACCAAAAUACAGCUUCGUCGUCCCAAAACAUUAACAAAGAGUCAAUAAUAAAACGCCGGCGAAUGGAAACGACAACUAACGGUCCGAGCGAGGUAGAACCUGUAAGUCCCGAGUAUGAACCGGUGCCGACGUCGGCACAGAUUUCUACUGCCAGCUGGGUCAACAGCUGUAAAUCGGAGCGUGUCAUAUCCCCGUCGCCAUCGGUGAUGACGCUGCACAUGUCCAAUGCACCAGCACCUCCCAUGACAUUCCACCAACAGACACAAACGGAUGCUAGAUUCUUUCCGCAGGAAAGUGCCUAUCUAAGCCAACAAGAUAUAUCGCGAUUACUUUCGCUGCAGGAAAGCAUUCUAACGGAGCAAAAAAGCGUGCGUAUGGAGAAUGAGUUUAACAGAAAAAUGAUGUACGAUAUAAUUGAACAACUGAAUAGCUUCUCAGAAACGCUAAAACAUUUAGCUUCGAAAGUAGAAUCUGUUAACAAAUGCUCCCAUAGCGUAGCUAUGAAGGAUUCGAUUACUAAUGUUUCCAACUACGUAGUGUUGGGCACUGGUGAUGAAAGUCGGGAUCGCUUGUCCGUUGCGGAUUCAAUCGUCCCGAAACCUGCUGUUUCUAGUGAAAGCAGUAACAAUAUGGUAAUAGACCAGCUAAGUUUGCAGGACGAAACGAACAUGUCCUUCGGUCAAACAAAAUAUUACAUUCAAGAAGAAAACUCUUCUGCCACUUCCACACCAAAAAAUUUUAGUUUUUCCAAUCGACUUUCUUCUUCGGCCUUAAGCCUAAGCAAUAUAAGUGACCUCAAUAACACUAGCUGCAUCCAAGAUAACAAAUCGGCUAUCAAUGCCGUUCUAAAAGACUGGAUUGAUGAUGAAAAUGACGAAUCUGAAAUGACCUCUAUUGGCCCAAAUAACACCAUGGUAAGCAAGCAAGUAUUACGUGCAAUUAACUGGACUAGCUACAAAGCCGCUACACGGAAGCUUCUUAUGACACUGUUUACCAGGGACAUGCUCUCUACACACACUCUAACCGGGCGUCCGUCUCCGGCUUUUAUGGGAGACCGCGCAAAACCGGUUAAAGAUAAACUGGAUCAAAAAAUUAUAUCUGACAUAAUUGCUGUCGUGGUCAAAUCUUGCAAUGUUUCGGAAUCGAUGGUACGAACGGCAAUCACCACCAAAUGUGCCGAUGAGAACAAAAUGAGCCGAAUGAAAAAUGGAAAAGCAAACUCGCAUGCGGUUCUGACCCAGUUUAUUAAAGAUGACCCGACGACAGGCAGUCCGUGUGCCAACGGUAAUGAGCGUUCGACCGGUAUAGAGAUGUCAUCCCCGUCAGUGCUGCCCCACACCAGAAGAAUCAAAAAAGAAAACAAGGAAAACGUGCACUGA